AUGUCGAAAUCAAAGAUAAUCGGUGAAUCCGAUCCUUCAUCUUCAUCUAGUCAUCGUUCAACAUUUAAUUUACCACAAUAUGAAAAAACUACAUCAAAUUUAUCAAUAAUGGUUGGUGAAAUAUUUCAAGAUAAUAUUGUUCAUGAUCAUGGUUUACUUGCUCGUGCUACCAUUCAAUCACAAAUAGCUUCACCAUUUUAUACAUCUGUUUAUGCUGCAUUAGUUUCUGUUAUUAAUAAUAAAUUUCCACACAUUGGUGAAUGA
This is a messenger RNA of Rotaria sp. Silwood1, 264 nucleotides long. The record is from the annotation of a GenBank genome assembly. Lineage: Eukaryota; Metazoa; Rotifera; Eurotatoria; Philodinida; Philodinidae.